AAAUGUUUCAGAGAUGCUUAGAAAACAUGAAAAGAGUCAUAAGCAUAUCAUCUGCAUGACUAGUUGGAUGGAGCUAGAAGUGAGGCUGCAAAAGAAUUUGACUAUUGAUAAGUUUGUCCAAGAAGAAAUCAACAAAGAGAAAAGACAUUGGAGAGAUGUUUUGUUGAGGAUCAUUGCUGUGGUAAAAGGGCUUGCUAAGAAUAAUAUAGCAUUUCGUGGAGUAAAAGACAAGAUUGGUCAAGAUGGCAAUGGCAACUUUUUGGGAAUGAUUGAGGUGAUUGCUGAUUUUGAUUUGGUAAUGAUAGAGCAUGUUAGAAGAAUUGAGAAAGGUGAGACCCAUUAUCAUUACCUCAGCAACAAAAUCCAGAAUGAGUUGAUAGAAAUGCUUGGGAAUGAGAUCAAAAAGAUAAUCAUACAGAAGAUUCAACGGGCAAAAUAUUUUUCAGUGAUUCUUGAUUGUACUCCUGAUAUCAGUCACAGAGAACAGAUGUCCCUAGUUAUUCGAUGCGUGGAUAUUUCAGAGAUCUCACCAAAGAUAGAAGAAUUUCUUUUGACAUUUUUGGUGGUUAAAGACAAAACUGGAGAAGGGCUUUUCAACACCCUUCAAGAUGUAUUGGUUAAUCUUGAUUUGAGUAUUGAUGACAUUAGAGGGCAAGGUUAUGACAAUGGGUCAAACAUGAAAGGAAAGCAUAAAGGAGUGCAAAAAAGGUUGCUGGAAAUUAAUCCAAGAGCAGCUUACACACCAUGUGGUUGUCAUAGUUUGAAUCUAGCGCUUUCUGAUAUAGCUUCCUCAUCAGAGACAGCAGUUUCGUUUUUUGGAAUUCUUCAGCGCAUUUAUUGCUUGUUUUCUUCUUCAACAAAUAAUGCUGAAGUUUUCAGAGAUAUCGUGAAUGGUAUUACAGUGAAACCAUUAUCACAAACUCGCUGGGAGAGUCGCGUCAACAGUGUGAAAGCAAUACGAUAUCAAGCACCUCAGAUUCGAGAAGCUUUAUUUUAUUUGGCAGAUAACAGUGAUAAUCCAAGAACAAGAAGUGAAGCUGAGUCUCUUGCAAUGAGUGACACUCAUGGAAUUGGAAAUUUCGAGUUCUUAUUGGGAAUGGUCAUUUGGUAUGAGCUUCUAUUUUCUGUGAAUAAAGUAAGCAAAAUUUUGCAGUCAGAAGAUAUGGAUAUUGGGAUUGCUAUUUCUCAUGUACAAGGACUUGUUUCUUUUAUGAAAAGCUACAGAGAAACCGGCUUUCAAGAAGCAAAAAUAGAAGCUGAACGGAUUGCUAUAGAUAUGAAGAUUAAUCCUGGCUUUUCAGUGAAACCAAAACGUGCUAGUAGAAAAAAGCGACAUUACGAUGAAGAACCUGAAAAUGAUGAAGAAAGCGUAACGCUAACAGCAGAAGAAAAUUUCAGGGUUGAUUACUUCAUCAAAAUUGUGGAUCAAAGUUUGGUUUCCCUUGAGACACGGUUUGAUCAACUUCAAAGUUUCAGUUGCUACAGCAGAAAGAAGUUUUUCAAAGUUGAAACUUAUAAAGUCAUAUCUGCGGUCGAGUAUGUCUCAAGAAAGACUGAAUGGAUUAUCGAUAUUGUCGAUUGAGAGAGCUAUGGUUAAAGAACUUGAUUCUACAUACUUGAUAGAUGAGUUUGCAAAUAAAACUGCAAGAAGAGCUAUAUUUCAAAAAUAAUGUAAUAUUAUGUUUUUUUAUUAUGUUUAUCUUUUGAUAUUGUUUGAUAUUGUUUGACAUUAUUAUUUUAAGUUAUUUUUAUAUAAAGUUACAGGGGCCAAUUUUUUUUCCUCGCUUCUAGUCUUGCAAAUGUCAGGCACGGCCCUGGUCUUAUAUUGCCAAUGUUCAAUAAAACAUGACAUGCUGAAAACUUUG
Molecule: messenger RNA, 1865 nt
Organism: Brassica napus (rape)
Lineage: Eukaryota; Viridiplantae; Streptophyta; Magnoliopsida; Brassicales; Brassicaceae
Product: zinc finger MYM-type protein 1-like
Exons: 2
Coding region: 14-1582 (522 amino acids)
Source: RefSeq, a predicted model, not a curated record